This is a messenger RNA of Triticum turgidum subsp. durum (durum wheat), 810 nucleotides long. Lineage: Eukaryota; Viridiplantae; Streptophyta; Magnoliopsida; Poales; Poaceae. The record is from the annotation of a GenBank genome assembly.
AUGAAGCCCCGGGACGACGACAUCAUCCUCGCCACACAGCCCAAAAGCGGCACCACCUGGCUCAAGGCCCUCGCCUUCGCCAUCACCAACCGAGGCCGCUACGGCUUCGGCGACCACCCCCUCCUCACCCACCACCCUCACCAGCUCGUGCUGAGCAUCGAGUUCCACGGCCCGGGCGGGGACCAUACCGACCUCAAUGCACUUGCCUCUCCUCGCCUUCUCUCCACGCACAUUCCCAUGUCGCUGCUCCCGCCGGAGAUGAGCCCAUCCAGCAGCCGUCGCGUCGUGUACCUCUGCCGAGACCCCAAGGACACGUUCGUGUCUCGGUGGCACUUCGACAACAAGAUCUUCCACGGUUCCACCAUGGAGCUGGACAAAGCCUACGACUUGUUCUGCCGGGGGCUCUCGCCUUACGGGCCUUUCUGGGAGCACUACCUGGAGUACUGGAAGGCAAGCUUGGCUACGCCGGACAAGGUUCUUUUCUUGAAGUACGAAGAGAUCAAGGAAGACUCUGUGAGAGUCGUGCAAAAGCUUGCAGCGUUCCUCCGUGUCCCUUUCAGCCAGGAGGAGGAAAGCUCUGGUGUCCCGGAAGAGGUGGCGAGGCUCUGCAGCUUUGAGACACUGACGAGCCUACAGGUUAACCAGGUAAGUGUUGUCAAUGAUCACGGAGAUCACAGGUUUCCUGCUAAUUCAGCCUUCUUUAGAAAAGGACAAGUUGGGGACUGGGCGAACCACAUGAGCCGAGAGAUGGGGGAAAACAUGGAUCAGAUCACCAAAGACAGGCUCAAGGGAUCUGGACUCGCCUUCUGA